CUUUGUUUUCUAUGGGGAAUCUCAUAAACGAAAAGAGAAUGCAAAAUUGGCCUAUAUGGUGCUCUAACUUUCAGGCCAGCAAACUCAUUCAUUGGAUUUGUUCACUCUAAAUGGGGUUACAGGUAAAACAACAGGUAACUAAACUAGUUUUGUUUACAUAAGACAACCUUGGCGACCUUUCACAAUAAAUAUUUGACAUUCGCUGAGCUUGUGGCCCGACCGGGCCAUUGUUGAAUAAAUAAUCAGGUCGAAUUGAAUUCAGCUAGCAGUUAUUCACUCGGCUUUCAAAUCAAUGCUUAGUACAUACACAUACGGUCGUUCUCUCAACGCAACGCAACAUGACGGCCUGUACUGAUUCAACCAUCGUUGAUCUUCCCAAAAUUAAGUCAGAGGACAAACUCGACUGUGCCGUGUGCGGGGACAAAUCCACGGGGAAACAUUAUGGAGUGAGCACAUGCGAAGGUUGUAAAAGUUUCUUCAAACGCACGGUUCGUAACAGCACUUCGUACACGUGCCGAGGAAACAACAAUUGUACAGUGGACCGGGAUAAUCGGAGCCGCUGCCCGUCUUGUCGAUUUCAAAAAUGUCUCAACACAGGAAUGAAAAAGGAAGCCGUUCAAACAACAAAACUACCAGCUUUUCCGGGAUUCUCUUUUCCUUACUUCGGGGACCCAGCUGGUUUCUACGCACCAGGCCUCCUGCCAUUCACAUUCCUUCAGCCGGCACUGUCUAAUCCGGGAAACAUUCACAUGGGAAUGUUCCCACAAACCCAGGGAACUUCUGAGGUCGUUUAUGAGCUGGCGGCCCACGUGCUGUUCUCGGUCGUAGACUGGGCUCGAAAGCUGCCAACCUUCAACAACUUGGUGGAAAGCGACCAAAUCACCCUACUCAAAAUGGCUUGGAGUGACCUGUAUCUACUGGAAAGCGCUCGCAGUCCGAUUCAUAUGUACCUCCAGCAGCUUUACGCCACAGCUAGCAUGCAGGCCAGGCAGGUUUCCAUGGAGAAUAUUCUUAAACGGAUGGAGCAUGCGCGGUUGUUUCAAGACCAGGUGGAGAAGGUUCGGUCGCUUGGAAUGGAUUUGACAGAGCAUUUCCAUAUCAAGUGUGUUGUCUUGUUCCGAACAGACGGCUCACCCAUUACACAGCCCCAACAAAUCGAAAUCCUUCAAGACACUUCCCAGAGUUCCCUGGAACAGUACAUUAGAACCCAGUACUCCAGUCAGCCCACGCGCUUCGGAAAGCUGCUUCUUAUGCUGUCAUCUCUGAGAAAAGUCGAGCCCGCGGUCAUCGAACAGCUGUUUUUCGCAGACGUGCUGCGUGGCGCAUCAAUGGGAGACGUGUUAAAGAAGAUGCUGACCAGCAAUUCUUCAGCACCGAUUGUUCACGGGUCGUUAAUGGCUUAAGGGGAAAGCGAUAACGCUGCGUUUUGCACAAGAGAGAAAGAGAAAAAAAAAAAACUUUUGGCUUCGUUGGCAAGAUAAUCAAAUCGUCGUUGAAAAAAAUAUAAAAUUGAGCAGCCGUUUAGAAUUUCAACGUGCUCUGAGCCGACACUAUUUAUAUACAGGAUGUUGACAUGCGAUCUAUACAAGGUUUAUUUGAUAGGAAAACAGGUUAUUUUUUUUAAAAUAAGUCAAAUGUGCCAGAAAUAAAAAUUGAUAAUUAUACGUAAAAACUUAAGGAAACAGAUGCGAAUAAUUGUAUUACGAUUUAUGCAUGGAAUGUGAUAAAGUGGAGAGUACAGAGGACAUUUCAAUUAACAUAAAAUGUUUUACUGGUUGUUCAGAUGAAAAAAAUAUAUCCAUAUUUUAUAAUCUUUCAAAUGAAAAAUGCUAUCAGAUAAGUCGACAAAUGGCUAGAAAACGUCAGGUAUAUACCCACGAAGUCGAGAACAAUUUU
This is a messenger RNA of Orbicella faveolata, 1896 nucleotides long. Its product is annotated as COUP transcription factor 1-like. The record is from RefSeq and is a predicted model, not a curated record. Gene Ontology annotation, biological process: regulation of DNA-templated transcription. Gene Ontology annotation, molecular function: sequence-specific DNA binding; zinc ion binding; DNA-binding transcription factor activity. Lineage: Eukaryota; Metazoa; Cnidaria; Anthozoa; Scleractinia; Merulinidae.